AGGUGUGUGCUGUGAGGGUUCAGGGUCCAGGUCAGCGUGAACGUCUCAUUACUGGAGUUAUCACUCUUCACCAGUCUUCACUAGACUUUGAUCCGCUGAACCAGCCACAUUCACACAGUCCUGGGAAUAAAGAGCAUUCUCAGAUCCAGACAGCACAAUGGACAUCUCUCUUUCAAGGCUGCUGUUGUUUCUGCUCUUGCUGAUAGCGCUGCUGUCCUGUGUUUCUGCUGCAGACAAACUCAACAUGUGUAUGGAUGGAAAACACCAGAUCACAGAGCCCAGGCCGGAGGGACAGCUGUAUCUGCAGUGUUCUCCGUGGAAAGAUAACGCCUGCUGCACGGCGAACACCACAGAAGAAGCUCAUCAGGAUAAUUCAUACCUGUACAACUUCAACUGGAAUCACUGCGGCAGUAUGAGCGAGAAGUGUAAGCAGCACUUCAUCCAGGACACGUGUUUCUACGAGUGCUCGCCGCACCUGGGGCCCUGGAUACAGCCGGCGAGCGAGUCGUGGCGUAAGGAGCGUAUCAUGGACGUGCCGCUGUGUCUGGAGGACUGUACGAGCUGGUUCGAGGACUGUAAGAAUGACUUCACCUGUAAAGAGAACUGGCACAAGGGCUGGGACUGGAGCACGGGUAUUAACCGCUGUCCGCGUGACUCUCGCUGCAGACCCUGGACGGAGAUCUUCCCCAGCGCUCAGGACAUGUGUGAGAAGAUCUGGUCAAACUCCUACAAGUACACCACGCUCACCAAAGACAGCGGCCGCUGCAUGCAGAUGUGGUUCACGGGUCCAAACCCCAACAGGAAGGUGGCUGAGUAUUACCUGAGCGGCGGUCCGGAGACGGUUGCCAUGGCAACAGGCCUGCAGGUGUUUGUGCUGCUGGGGAUGCUGCUGCGCUGACCACAUCACAAUCACAGCUGAGAAUAAACUUCUACAGACCAACACAACGGAGGACUGUUCAGUUUCUGUGCAUGCAUCUAAGUCAAAGCAUGAAAUCUAAUGUUUGUUUAUGAUAAGCCAGUUUCGUCUGGUGAACCAUGUGAAGUUGAGUAAUAUAAUGUAAUCUACAUUGAUAAUCUGUUUAUUGAUGUAGACUUGUUAAACUACUCCGGGAUGUCUGUUGAUUAGAAAAUAAUUACUACUAAUAAUAAUUAUUCAUUUUAUUUGAUGACAUUAUUUGAAAAGCCUCACUUACUGACUACAGCAGUGUUCAAGAAAUGGGGUUCAAAAUUUAAAAAAUGACAUUAACAAAUUCUGGCAUGAAAUCUAUGAAUAACUGAAUAUAAACAUUUAUAUAUAUUUAUAUAUAUAUAUAAAUGUUUAUUGAAAUAGAACUUAAAAUAACAUGCAAUAAUUAUAUAAGUAAAAUAAAAAAAAACUGUUAUUUAUACAAUUAUUGCAUGUUGCCUAAUAAAAUAAAAUAAUAAGAUAAAACAAUAAUUUAUGUUAUUUUGCAUAAUUUUUGCAUGUUCUCUGAUAUAAUAAUAAAUAAUUGUUUCAUUUU
Carassius gibelio (silver crucian carp) is the source of this 1502-nucleotide messenger RNA. RefSeq names its product folate receptor (gene folr). Gene Ontology annotation, molecular function: signaling receptor activity. The record is from RefSeq and is a predicted model, not a curated record. The transcript is spliced from 5 exons. Bases 158 to 898 code for a protein of 246 amino acids. Gene Ontology annotation, cellular component: external side of plasma membrane. NCBI's taxonomy places the organism in Eukaryota, Metazoa, Chordata, Actinopteri, Cypriniformes, Cyprinidae.